AAAAUCUGUGAACCCUCAUCAAACAACUAGCUGUAUGCUGCAGAAAGUCCACCAUGAAUAAAUAUAGCAGGCAACGCCAGAUCGGCGAAGGAGCCUUUGGGAAAGCGGUGUUGGUGAAGAAGAAAGACUCUGCUAAACAGUAUGUUAUCAAGGAAAUAAACAUCAUGAAGAUGUCACCCAAAGAGCGAGAUGAAGCUAGAAAAGAGGUUGCUGUGUUGGCUCAGCUGAAACACCCAAACAUUGUGGCAUAUGUUGAAUCAUUUGAAGAAAAGGGAACUUUGUACAUUGUCAUGAACUAUUGUGCUGGAGGUGAUUUAUAUGGAAAAAUAAAUGAAAGAAGAGGUCAGCUGUUCUCCGAGGACCAGAUUCUAGAUUGGUUUGUUCAGUUGUGUCUGGCUAUCAAACACAUUCAUGACAGGAAGAUACUUCACAGAGACAUCAAGUCACAGAACAUCUUCCUUACCCACACUGGCACUGUUCAGCUUGGGGACUUUGGUAUAGCAAAAGUUUUAAACUCGACUGCCCAGCUAGCCCACACCUGCAUUGGUACACCUUAUUAUUUAUCUCCUGAAAUUGUAGAGAACAUGCCUUAUAAUAACAAAAGUGAUAUAUGGUCUAUGGGUUGUGUACUAUAUGAGCUAACCACACUGAAACAUGCAUUUGAAGCUUCUAAUAUGAAAAAUUUGGUGCUAAAAAUUAUCAGGGGAAGUUACCCUCCUGUUCCUCCACAGUUCAGUUACGAUUUAAGGGGCUUGAUAGCCCAGCUGUUUAAAAGAAAUCCAAGAGAUCGUCCUACUGUCAAUUCAAUUUUAAGGAAAAAUUUCAUCAUGCAGCGAGUUAGAAGGUUAUUGUCUGCUGAGGAUCUACAGGAUGAGUUCAGUCACACAGUCAUGCACGGCCACAAAAUUGCCAAAGCUUUACCACCUGCACCCAAGCCUUCUGCAGAUCCGAUUAAAAAACCCGCCCCAAGUCCUCGACCUGGGUCUGCAGGUAAAAAAUAUGACCCAGCCGCAGUCUAUGGUGCACCAUUGAACUCUUCAAGAAAUAGACUGUCUGGUGAAAAGAAAAGGCCAAGUACCCCAGGGAGAGCAGUUCCAAUACCUGGGCAGAUGGACUGGGAAAAGAAGAAAAAAGAAAAACUAGAUCAGGAUGAAAGACGUAAAGCAGAGAUGAGAAAACGAGAACAAGAGGCUAAUGAAAGAAAACACAGGGAGUUUAUUGAAAGACAAAAGAUGGCAAGGAUAAACAAGGCUAGAGAGGAAGGCUGGAAGCAGGUCGUUGACCCGUUCUAUAUAGAGGAGAAUCGUCCAGUGACCCCAAAAAAUGACUUUGCCAAACCUCCUCGACCCUUACCUGUACCAAAAGUAAAUAAUGACAACAGAGACAGGGGAAACUACGAAGCCUACAAUCAGUUUUUGAACAAGCUGCAUCAAGACAGGCAAACUCCAUCCCCUGGGCCAGCACGGAAUCCAAACCAUGUUGAUGUUGUCCACAUGGCCGUCCCGCGACCUGUCCCACAACAAAGGCCACAGUUCAACAUGGGCCCACUGGGUAUCCCAGCAGUAGUGGACCAGGCAGGUCGAGACAGGCAACUUGGUGCCCAGGCAGCAGAGAGAGCUCGUGUGGUGGAGGAUUACAUGCAGAGGCAGAGGAUGGCAGCCAUGAAUAAAAUGAGGGCACAGAAUGACCUUUAUGGUGCUUAUCGACCAUCAUCUGCUGACAGACGCACCCCAGUUCCUGCUCCUCAGAGAGGUGGCAGUCCUAAGAACGACAAAGGUCGAGGGGGUGGAGGCGGAGGAGGUGGGGGUGUCAUGGUGGCCAGGAACAGAGAAGAACAGGAAUACCUGGAAAAAUUGCGCCAAAUUCGUAUACAGAACAUGAGGGACAGGCGAGCCAUUCGGGGCGUUAAUGUUGCUGAGGGUGCAUCUAAGAACUCAGAGGAGGCAGAGGAAAGAAAGAAAAAAGUUGAAGCACUGAAGCAACAAGCUGAACAGUGGGCGGAAAUGAAAAAGAAAGAACUUGAACAACAGAGACAAGGAAUAGUUCCAGUGAAGCCGUCAACACCAGCUGUUCCCAUGACAGGAGCCCUGCAGGCCAUAGGAGCCAUCAAUGUUGCCAACAAGCCUUCUGUUGGGCAGGCUGAAGAAAAGCCAGCAGUGCCCCUCACUAAUGCCCUGCAAGCUAUUGCAGCAGAGACAGAGAGACCAAAGAGUAGCCAGCAAGUCAAGAAAGACAACAUUUUGAAGAAGUUAAAUGACAAGAACCCGUCCAGAGGUAAAUGGGGACCACCUGCGUCUCCGGCAGUUACAGAGGAAGAGGAGCGCAGGAAGUGGGGUCCUCCUGCCUCACCUGUGGUAGAACCUGCGACACAGGGGGAGGAAGACAGCAGCAGAUCUCACUGGGGCGGGGGGAAAAACCUGCACCUGAGUCAAGUACCACUGGAGAUGACUGGCUCAAAGAUGGAAGCCACCACACCAAGAGACCAGGUGAUCAGGUUGACAGAGGAGGACAAGGAUGCUCAACGAGGCAGGUGGAAGAGAAAGUCUGAUGUGGUCAAGGCGCUGGACAAUAUGCCCAUAUGCCCAGAUACGGUUGUUCUGUCUGAUCCAUCACAAGUCACAAAUCAGGACCCCCCAGUAGGCGUGGGGGCCACCAUCACCAUCACCCCGAAUGCCCCAUCCCAGGGCGCUACCAUCACCAUCACAGAGCCAGCAGCAGAUAAACCAAAAACUGGUCGACCCUUGCCAAUGCCUCACCGUUCAGGAACCAUUAUCUUAUCUAAAGAAAUGACAGGUAGGAAUGUUCCAGUCAUUGAUGAAGACCACAGGACCAGCACUGAGGUCAAGAAAGAUGAAAUGGAUGGGAAAGACAACUCUAAGCUCAAGGAUGACCUGACAGCAAGCAGUGCUGAAGGUCAAGGUCAGGUCACAGCAAAAACAGUUCAGUUCAAGGACAGAGAAGGUGCUAAGAGUGUUCAGCUGAACUUGACCUCAGGGAACUUUGACCUGAAAAAUGUCAAGCUGCUGAGGACAAUAUCAGAGCCUGACCUGACAAACUUAGCAAAUAUGGACAUGGAGAUUGACCCAGGGAAACACGCCACACUCAGGCGACAUCACAGUCUGGACAUGACAGUUGUACCAGAGAAUGAAGGCAGUGAUGAUGGUGAAGAUGAUGAUUUUGAAGAAGAGGAUAUCCCAAAUUUUGACAAUGAUGAGGAAACAGGCCAGGAUGAAGAUGAUGACGAGGACAUUAAAAGUAUGAUGGAAACAUUACAGAGCAUCAUAGACAGUGAUGAUGAGGAUAAAGAAAAGACCAAAGUCAGCAUACAGAUCUCAGAGGCUGGGGACAUGACAGAUGCCUGCAGACCAGCAAAGGAUAACUCUGAGAAUGUUUCUGAUGAAGAUAACUGUGACGCAGAAAGGGAAAAGUUGGAAGAAGCUUUGGCUCUGGGUAGUGAUGACAGUGACGAUGACACAACAUUUGGUGAUGACGAUGAGGAGAAGGACAACGACCGUUUUGGAAGAGUUGAGCAGUUACGUGCUGAGCUGGAAUCUGACAUUGGUUUAGAAAAGCUGGUCCAAGUUUAUGAAAUCAUCAAGAAAAUGCAGGAAGAUGACAGUGGCACCCUGGGGCAAGGCUCCAACAUUGCUAUAGAAAUCCUGGGACCGUCCAAGGAACAAUUGUUCCCAAAGAUUUUUCAGCUAGUCAUGGCUGAUAUAGCAUUCAAUGAAGAUAACUAGAGGCUGUUCCAUGACUUGGAGAUGCUAGAAAAACUGUUGGUCUCAGACAUGGGAUGACGCCAUGUUUCUAAAUGUUAACAUCUGCUAAUGUACGUCAUUUCUACAUCAUUCCUGUGCUGGACAACUGGACAUUCCAAACAGUUUUUGCUAAAGGUCAAAAUUUGUGUGUCCAUCAUGACAAAUGUUGGACUGUGAUUCGGACAAUUAUGCAAUCUUUUAGAUUUUUUAAGGAUCAUUAUUAAACUGACUUACAAUUUUGUACACCAGGUGAUGACGUAGACUUAUAUUGUGACAUGUAGGCCUAUGAAAACUACAAACAUUAGUUUUUAAGUAAGGUCAGCCCUUACAGUAUUACAUGUAUGCAAUAAAAUAUAUAUCUUGGUUGUAUUGAGGGUUCAUGUCAUUAUUCAUUUCUACUGUAGUUUAAGAGCAGUGAUUGAGGAAUUUUCCAAAUGGUUUAAGAAUUUCAUAAUUGCAAUGCAUUUAUUUUUUUUCAAUGCACUUUUACAAUAGAUAGUAAAAUAGUAAAGAGAUAUUUUUUUAAAAAGAUAUCUGUUAGCUAUAAUUACAAAUGGAUGUCAUAAUCAGCACUGUUAGAUCACCAAUUUAACAUGUUAAGUGUUUUAUUUUGUUGUGAUAUAAUUUCAUCUGCUGCUCUGGUUGGGCUACUGGCCCUUGUUGUAAUAUGUCACUUUUACUUGUAUGUUUCAGUUUUUUUAAUGCUUAAAUAGGAUAUUAAGAGAUUAGAUGAAACUAAUAAAUAUGAAAAGAAAAAUACUUUUUACAAAUUAAGAAAAAUGAAUUAAGGUAGUAAAGAAGAACGCUGAUUAACUAAUUAAGUAAUAGUGUUAACAAAUAGAACUUGUAAUUUUGUGUUGAUGGUAUAGUGGAACUUAAGUAUGUAGUCUUUUUUGAUGUUUUGAGUACUUAACUUUUUCAAACUGUCUUUCAGUGUAAGCCUUAUAAUGUUAAUUUGCACUUUUUUUGUUAUAACUGUUCCGUCCAGAUUAUUUUUUAAUGAGUGGAUUAUUUUGUCGCAAUGGUCAAGUUAUAGAUACUGUAAUAGUUGUUUUUUUUGUUGAUAAAAUGAUCUGGUUAUUGAGUAUAACAAUUAUUGCAUGUUGAAAGCUAUAAAAAGAAAUCCUGCAAACAGAUCUGUUGUCAUUUUAUCACUUGACCAAUCACAAUGAUUGUCACAUUAUUGUUGGUACUAUACAACCAAUGAAAAACCUUGCAGUUUUUCACUGCUAAUUUUGUCUACAAAGCAGGAAAAAAAGUUUUUAAAUUAAGUUUUCUAUAGAAUAUGCUACUAAUGACAAAUAAAAAAAAAUAAAAAUGACAAACUUUUUGGUUUUCU
Molecule: messenger RNA, 5097 nt
Organism: Physella acuta
Lineage: Eukaryota; Metazoa; Mollusca; Gastropoda; Physidae
Product: serine/threonine-protein kinase Nek1
Biological process (GO): protein phosphorylation
Molecular function (GO): protein kinase activity; ATP binding
Source: RefSeq, a predicted model, not a curated record